Echinococcus granulosus is the source of this 1962-nucleotide messenger RNA. RefSeq lists its product as hypothetical. The coding region runs from base 1 to 1962 and encodes 653 amino acids. Gene Ontology annotation, biological process: protein homotetramerization. The record is from RefSeq and is a predicted model, not a curated record. The transcript is spliced from 9 exons. Gene Ontology annotation, molecular function: cAMP response element binding protein binding. Lineage: Eukaryota; Metazoa; Platyhelminthes; Cestoda; Cyclophyllidea; Taeniidae.
AUGACCGGGAAACCACAUAAUAACACAAAUCCUCGCAAAUUUAAGGAAAAAAUAGAACUCCUUCGUCAAAAGGAGGCUCAAUUAACUGCGAACUUUAUGGAAGUUAUGCGAGGAAUCCCCACACUCACGCGGAACGUGGUGCCCUAUCCAGAUUUACCCAACAAAGAACUACUGCAGCCUGAUAGUUAUUCGCCAACCCUAAGGCCACCAUUGGAUUCCACUAAAUCCUCCGGAUAUACUCGUAGGAGGGAUAAUUCUGGCAACUAUCAAUAUACCCUCGAGACGAGUACAGGCACAUCAAACCGCGGUCUAUACAACAACGGUAGGGGUGGAGGCGGCGGUGGUGGUGGCGGUGUGAGUCAAACCCCUCGGAUGGACGGAGUGGAAUCGCAGUCACAGCAGCGGCUGCCGCCUCCACCGCAGUCUCAGUCACGCGGGGUGGAGGCGAAGAUGGCGACGGCGGGUCUGCUUCAGACGUCUGCAGAGUCAGGGAAGCCUGGUCUCCUCUCCCACAUCUCCCCUCUUCAUGCUUCGCAAACUUCACCCUUCCCCUCCGCUUACCAACCAAAUCUGGUGCCAAUUUCCGUCUCCCCUCACUCUUCGCAAUUCUACACUAGCUCGAACACCUCUCCGAGCCGUCAACACCACCUGCAGUUCCAACAACCACCACUGCUCCCACCACCUCCACCAUCGCUAGGUCUAGCAGGGGCAGCCUCUCAGCAACCGUUGCGAGAAUACACCUGUCAGUCGGCUUGGGGUCAUCCUGGAAAUCAGGAUUGUGGUAAUGGACCGGUGGGGAAUGCUUUAAAUAGUGCUUCCACGGCAGCGUCGAUGAUUGGCGAAAUGAGUUUGGUGGAAUACCGAAGGACCUACUCGGAUUCCUGCAUCCCCAACAGUUUUCCCGAUGUCUCCGAUCAUUCCCGAUGCUUUCCACCACACCAACAAUACAACCGUCAGCAGCAUCAACAACCACCACCUCCACCGUUACUUCCGCUACCACUACAGCGGCAGCAACAAAGGCAGCAACAGCGAACCCUUCCACCAGUGGACGAACUCGCCCUCCCUCGCUACCAAAACACAAACAGCAAUACCGCCUCAAACAGACCCCACACCUCCUGCUUUAAUGGAGGUCUCCUCUCCUCCCGCUGUCGUCAUCAAUCAUCCACCACGGUCUCUCAGCAGCCGUUUCGACGACUGCAGUCGGACUACCAUAGCAUGCGGAAUAUUCCACAGCGCUACGCACCGGUGCAUCAUCACCAUCAUAAUCCUCAACAGGCGGCAACGCCUGUGCAGCCCUUGCUGGUGCAAACUGCUGGAGGUGGAGAGGGGUAUGCUUCCGGGCCCAUAGCUCAUCCCUAUCAGACGUGGAAUACGAAUGGUGGUAAUGGCGGUGGUUCGAUAUCAGCCUAUGAUCUGCCAUCAUCCUCAUCUGCGUUGAGGUUGAAAAGGUCCGACGUCUACAGUGAAUACCGGGCGAAGCCGCCACCGUUACAACUACUACCCCAUGUAUCACAGAUGCCGACGACGAUGGGCUACAAAAACCACUCCGUAAGGUCUGUUGGCAGUAGCUGCAGCAGUGAUGGUGGUGGUGGUGGGUACUUCAGUGCGUCCACGGCUGACCCUCUUGCCUACCACCAACCACAGUCUUCGUGCGCUUCUUCCGUGCUGGGCUCUGCUGCUGCUGCCACCGCUGCCAAUAAUAAUGGCGUCGGCUCCAUUGCAAUAUCCUCCUCCGCACCCCUCACCCAGCCCCUUGAUAUCAGCGUCCUCGACAGCGACGCUUUUCACGGAGGAGGAGGGAUGUCUCACGAAAUUUGGAAAGUUUCACGUUCGACCGCCUCUGAUCUCCUCGAUGUUGCCGGGGGCUUCAUGUUGCUUUUCACCCUGCCGAGUUAUGAAUUAGAAAUUCCUGCAUUUCCUCGACUGGGUUGUAUCCACUUGGUCGCGCAGCGGUCUAAGUAA